UCUAAGCAGGAUGAGAAAGCAGCCGAAACGGCAGACGGGGCUUAAUUUAGGGUUUUACUUCAAAACCUAAAACCUGAAAGAUUUUCCCCUCUCCCUCUGUCUGAUCGCUGAAGGUUCUUGCCAAAGAUGCCGAAAUCAAAGCGCAAUAGGCCAGUGACCCUGUCAAAGACAAAGAAGAAAGGAAGGGAGCAUAAAGAGAAUGUAGUGAAUUCGAUACGAGAUGCUGUGGAAAAGUACGAUUCGGUCUACGUUUUCAGUUUUGAGAACAUGAGAAAUCUCAAGUUCAAGGAGUUCAGAGAGCGGCUCAAGUCUUCAAGCAGAUUUUUUCUUGGGUCAAACAAGGUUAUGCAGGUUGCCUUGGGUAGGUCUGUUGCUGAUGAGAUCAGAUCAGGUCUUCAUAAGAUCUCUAAGCUUCUACGUGGAGAUUCUGGACUCUGUUUCACUAGUUUGCCAAAAGAAGAGAUCCAAAGACUAUUUGAUGAAUAUGAAGACUACGACUUUGCUAGGACUGGAAGCACUGCAACAGAAACGGUGGAGCUUAAAGAAGGUCCUCUUGAUCACUUCACCCAUGAGAUGGAACCCUUCUUGCGCAAACAGGGAAUGCCUGUAAGGUUGAACAAAGGAGUUGUGGAGCUUGUGUCAGACUUUGUUGUGUGUGAAGAAGGAAAACCGCUAUCACCUGAGUCUGCUCGCAUACUCCGUCUCUUGGGUAUUAAGAUGGCUACCUUCAAACUCCACUUAAUAUGCCGAUGGAGCUCAGAGGACUUCGAAGUUUAUAAAGAAGGGUUGGAAGAUUCAGAUGUUGAGUCCUCAUAGGCUUCGGAAAUUACAAAACUCUCGCCACUAUGGAACACUCUACACGGCCGGGUUUGCAAUUUAAAAGUGUUGAGCCUUGUGCAUCCUGAAGUUUUGGCAAUAUUUGACUUAUAGAUGGAUUAUCUAUUGUCAAAUAGUUUUUGAUAAAAUGUCUAAGAAAUCUAUUUUUCGGUUUUAAGGGCUCUGAAAUUUUCAGCAAUAGCUUAGAAAAUCCAUUUUAGUUUAUGUAAUGUGAAAACUGCUCAGAUUAUUGAGUUGUAACAUGAUAUUGAGUGUUGAUUUAUUUCUGCCAUCCAUAUAGUGUGAACUUACAAGAGUCAAUUCACGAAGGUGUUCUAGUUAUUAUU
Molecule: messenger RNA, 1163 nt
Organism: Sesamum indicum (sesame)
Lineage: Eukaryota; Viridiplantae; Streptophyta; Magnoliopsida; Lamiales; Pedaliaceae
Product: Ribosomal protein L10 family protein
Biological process (GO): ribosomal large subunit assembly; nuclear-transcribed mRNA catabolic process; rRNA processing
Cellular component (GO): nucleolus; preribosome, large subunit precursor
Molecular function (GO): RNA binding
Source: RefSeq, a predicted model, not a curated record